AUGCUCAUCCGAUCGCUUCUCGUUUUGGCGUGUCUUCUCGCCUGUGCACCGACGACGGUUAACUCAUGGUGGUUGCUUUCGAAAGCGGACACGUCGUCACCCACAACGUCCAACUCGCCGAUUCUCUGCAAAAAUGUUCCCGGAUUGACGCCACAGCAGAAGCGAAUGUGCCAUGAGAAUCCGAACAUUAUCAAGUACUUGAUCUCCGGACUUCGAAGCGCACUGCACACCUGCGAGUACACGUUCCAGCGAGAAGCAUGGAACUGCACACUCACACUCCCAGGUGUCGGAACAUCACCUCUACAGAUUGCCUCCCGUGAAUCAGCAUAUGUGUACGCGAUUUCCGCAGCCGGCGUGUCUCACUCACUGGCUCGCGCUUGUUCGAAGGGCCUAAUCGACGAUUGCGGUUGUGGAGAGACGCCACAGGGAACCGACCCAACUUCUUCCACCGCUAGCCGCUCACCGAGUGACUUCGUAUGGGCUGGAUGCUCGGACAACGUCAAGUUUGGCAACGCGUUCGGCCGCAAAUUCGUCGACCAAUACGACCGUCAACACGCCACCGAGCCACGUUCCCAGAUGAAUUUGCACAACAAUCGCGUCGGCCGACGUCUUCUCGCCAACGCGAUGAAUAGAGAAUGCAAAUGCCACGGAGUGUCGGGAAGCUGUGUCACCAAGACUUGCUGGAAGGUGAUGCCAAAGUUCGAUGAGUUUGCCGCACGUCUUCAUGAGAAGUAUCAACUCGCGAAACUUGUGACUAACAACGAUCAGAAGCUGUUUGUAAGAAGCACACCGUCUGCAGGGCUCUCCGGAAGAACAGAAAGAUACGUCAAAACUUUGGACGCUUCUUCAAAGCAAAUGAGAAACGAGCUCAUCUAUCUCGAUGCUUCACCCAACUACUGCGCAAUCGACGUCAAGGAUCGAGAAUGCGGCGAUAAAUGCUCGAACAUUUGCUGUGGACGAGGCUGGAGAACGACUCGCGAAAUCGUCGACGAGCCGUGCCAUUGUCAAUUCGUCUGGUGCUGCGAAGUGAAAUGCAAGACGUGCAAAAAGCUGGUGGAACGAAACUUCUGUCUUUAG
This is a messenger RNA of Caenorhabditis briggsae, 1077 nucleotides long. RefSeq names its product Protein CBR-MOM-2 (gene Cbr-mom-2). Gene Ontology annotation, cellular component: extracellular region. The record is from RefSeq and is a predicted model, not a curated record. Lineage: Eukaryota; Metazoa; Nematoda; Chromadorea; Rhabditida; Rhabditidae. Gene Ontology annotation, molecular function: cytokine activity; frizzled binding. The coding region runs from base 1 to 1077 and encodes 358 amino acids. Gene Ontology annotation, biological process: canonical Wnt signaling pathway; multicellular organism development; neuron differentiation. The transcript has 6 exons.